UCGGAUCAAGCAUAUGCAAUUGUAUCGAAUCGCUUCCAUGGUUCCACAAAGUUUGCUUCUCCAAGUGACCUCACCCACCUGUUGGCCUUCCUGCCUCAAUGUACAACUAGACAAACACAACCGUACACCACUGAUCCUAGUAGAUGACGCGGCUCCUUCACCGGUUUCUCGCCAUAAUAGACCGUCGCUAUUUGCCCUCUGCCUCGAUAUAUUCAAGUAGUAGAGCCAUCCAAGACACAGAUGGAUUCACUGGAGGCAAACAUGCCUGAGCGCCUCGGUCGACCUCGCGAACCCCUUCCAAAUCUGCGAGGUGAAGAUGAGACGGAGAUCAGAUAUCUGAUCGAUUUGAUCGAAACGCAAUCAUGGAUUCUCUCCCCCCUCAAAUGCCCCUCCUGCAUUCUCGGCCGCCACCCCCCACCCAAAGCCUCCGCCAACUCCAGCUCCAAACAAAAAGCCGUCGACCCUUCCACCGCUUUCUGCACCUCUCUCUACAGCAUCGAACAAGGCGGAGUAAGAAGCCUGGAACUGGGGCCUGAAAUGGGUAGCAGCAGGAAAGAGGCAUUGGGAAAUUUGUUGGGAGUCGUAGAGAUGGAAAUUGGACGUAUGAUGCUUAAUCAUCAUGCGAAGAAGGCGGCGAGGGAUGGGGGUGGGUCGGUUGGGAGUGGGAGUAUGGGGAGGGGUGAGAGGGGGUGA
This is a messenger RNA of Alternaria rosae, 693 nucleotides long. RefSeq lists its product as uncharacterized. NCBI's taxonomy places the organism in Eukaryota, Fungi, Ascomycota, Dothideomycetes, Pleosporales, Pleosporaceae. The transcript is spliced from 2 exons. The coding region runs from base 241 to 693 and encodes 150 amino acids. The record is from RefSeq and is a predicted model, not a curated record.